UACAGAGACACCGCUCUACCACCAAGUGAGGAAACACUGGAAGACUAAAGAUUCCGGACAAGGCUUCUCUGAGACCUGCGUAAGGAUGUAAGGACAACUAAGAGCAGAGAAGGGUAUAUUAUAUUAUACAGGUUUAAAUAUUUAAUGAACUGAAGAAGGAAGAAGACCUUGUCUGGCUGUAAAGGUUCCUCUUGGAUCAUUUUUGGGGCGAGUUUGACCCGCGGGCCAUCCCUAUGGUGGCCAGCGAGCGGCUGGCCAUGGGCAAUGGUUCGAUAAAAGCCCCUCAGGCUGAGGACAACAGCUGCCCGGCCUCCAUCCACACACAGCCCCCCGGCCUGGACCCCAACACCCUCAGGUUGCGAAUUAUCCACCUGGAGACGGAGCUGGCACGUCGGGACCAGGAGCUCCACGCACAGCAGCUUCAGCUGCAGCAUCUCCAGAAGGAGCUGGAGGCCAAGGUCUCCCAGAUAGAGAAGCUCCAGGAUGCAAUUUGCUACAACAAAAGUCUGGCCAGCCCUCCACCGCCCCUGUGCCACCACAGCUGCGGCCGGCGCUUCAGCGCCAUCAACCAAGGCCCCAGUCGAUUCCACAGGGUGGCUGUGGAAGUCCACCGCCGGCUCAAAGCCAAGGACGGCGUCUCUGCAGAACCCACUUCUGAGAACUUCUGUGGAGGAUUCAGACCAACACACAUCUCCCCUGCCAAGAUGAGCCGCAAAAACUCACAGACCAGGAGCCUCAUCAAUGACGCCAUCAUGAGCAACGACUUUCUGAAGAGACUGGAGCCACAGCACAUGAGGGAGAUGAUGGACUGCAUGUAUGAGAAGGUUUACACGGAGGGACAGCUGGUCAUCCAGGAGGGGGAAGCGGGGAACUUCCUCUACGUCCUGGCAGGGGGUUUGCUGGAGGUCAUCCAGAACGGGAAGCUGCUGGGGGAGAUGCACCCAGGCACUGCAUUUGGGGAACUGGCCAUACUUUACAACUGUAAAAGAACAGCCACAGUUAAAGCUCUGUCAGAUUCCCACAUCUGGGCGUUGGACCGCCAGACCUUCCAGACCAUCAUGAUGCGGACCACGCAGGCCAGACACGAGGAGUACUUCAGCUUCCUGAGGAGUGUGUCUCUGCUCCGAGAUCUUCCUGAAGAAAAGUUGGUUAAGAUCGUGGAUUGUCUUGAAGUGGACUGUUUUGAAAAAGGGGAGUACAUCAUUCGCGAGGGAGAAGAAGGGAACACUUUUUUUAUCAUUGCGAAAGGAGAGGUCACAGUCACGCAAAGCACCGAGGGAUUCGCUGAACCUCAGGAAAUCAAGACCUUGGGGAUCGGAGACUACUUUGGAGAGAAGGCUCUCAUCAGCGAGGAUGUCCGCUCAGCCAACAUCAUCUGCAGCGCAGACGACACACACUGCCUGGUGGUGGACAGAGACAACUUCAACCAAACGGUGGGAACUUAUGAGGAGCUUCAGGCCUACCUGAAGGAAUAUGUGGAAGAGCUCUCCAGAAGUGAUGAGAGGAGGAACGCCUUGCCCCACUCACCUCACGCCGACUUUGUGGAGCCCCAGGAGAUGAGGAGGCUGCGGGAGAGGAUUGCUCAGCUGCCUGCAGACCAGCCUUUCAAGGAGCUCCAAGUCAUUGCCACGUUGGGCGUGGGAGGGUUUGGACGAGUGGAGCUGGUGAAGCUGAGGGAUGAAGACGCCACAUUUGCUCUGAAAUGCAUCAAAAAGCAGCACAUUGUGGACACCAGACAGCAGGAGCACAUCUACUCCGAGAAGAGCAUCCUCCAGCAAACCAACUCAGCAUUUAUUAUCAGGUUGUUCCGAACAUUUCGGGACAGUAAGUGUGUGUACAUGCUGCUGGAGGUCUGUCUGGGUGGAGAGCUGUGGACUGUGCUGCGGGACAUGAGCUAUUUUGAGGAGCCCACUGCCAGGUUCUGCACCGGCUGUGUCUUGGAGGCCUUCGACUAUCUGCACUCGGUGGGCGUCGUCUACAGAGAUCUGAAGCCUGAAAACCUUCUCCUGGAUGCAGACGGUUAUGUCAAGAUGGCAGACUUCGGCUUCGCUAAAAAGAUUGGCGUUGGAAAAAAGACCUGGACGUUUUGUGGCACUCCAGAGUACGUGGCCCCCGAAGUCAUCAUGAACAAAGGCCAUGACUUUGGGGCGGACUGUUGGUCGUUGGGGAUCCUCAUAUUUGAGCUUCUCACUGGCAACCCGCCCUUUUCCGGCACAGACCCCAUCAAGAUCUACACCAUGGUUCUCCACGGCAUCGACAAGGUGGAUUUCCCCAUGAGGAUAAGCAAGCGUCCAGACGACCUCAUCAGGAGACUCUGCAGGCUGAACCCAGUGGAGAGGCUGGGAAAUAAGAAGAAUGGUAUAAUGGACAUCAAGAAACACAAAUGGUUCCAGGGUUUCAACUGGGAGGGUCUGAGACGGCGCCAGCUGCCGUCGUCCCUGAAGAGACAGCUAAAGGGGUCGAUGGAUCACAGUCACUUUGAUAUUUUCCCUCCUGACACAGAGGAGCCUCCUGAUGAGCUGUCUGGCUGGGAUAAAGACUUCUGAGGACGGAUCACCGGCACCGAGAGCAGCAACGCAUCAGCACAUUAACCUCUGAAGGUUAAUUACUACCAAGGAGGAGGAGAGUGAUGUUAACACUGCCGGAUCUACAGAUAUGUAGGAUUGUAAAAAUGACAGAAAGGCAUCAUGGCUGUCAGAUGAGAGAGAGAGGUUCUCUUCCUGGAACAGUUUUCUCUGUUUUGUGACAGCUCGGCCUUGAGCAACACGACACGACGUUCCAGCCUCACUGGUGUUCAGGAAGCUGCCAUGAACUCAUGUGUUGGUUUGUUUGUUUGUGAGGGAGGCUUUAGGCCUCGGGACAUUUUCCAAAAAGUCCCCAAAUCAACUUUAACAAGUGGGAAAAGUCCAGUUUUGGACCUUGGUUUUAGGUAGUUCUAGUACUAGUCUGUAAUGCUAAUUCAGGGCAAUCGUCCUCCCAGGUGUCUUUAAAGAGAAAGUAAAUGAAAAGUGAAAUUAAUAUCCAAUUAACUACAGUCCAGAUCCACCUGGCAGUUGAAUGUAGUGUAAUUAACCACAGCUGUCUCAAACUCUGACUCCAUUUAAGUCCUCUGCAAAGAAACUCCAGAACGUAGUGGAUGGAGGACGAAACCUGGUCAGUUUUUUCUACACUAAGAGAUAUGUACAACACUGGUGUUGUACAUUUUCUAGUACGCCGUACUAGAAAAGAGCUGCCAAGGCAGAACUCUCAUGCUCAUGUUUAAACAGUCGCUGGCCUGCAAAGAUUAAGGCCCAAUCUCAAUACUCCCCCUACUUUUCUUCACUCGCCCUUCUUUUCUCCACUCGCCCUUCUUUUCUUCCCUAACCCCUAAAAAAGAAGGGGAAGAUUUUAGGGCACUUGAGAUCUAGGGCACUUGGCCCAGGUGCCUGUCCCAUUUCUCCUACUCCCCCUCAUUUUCAUCCCUAACCUGAUCAGGAAGCUGAGAGCCAAAAGCUGUUUUAAUUUCAGCUGUAGCGCUGUUAAUAUGGCACUUUAUUAAGUUUUAAUAUUUUUUCAGGCAUAAAGGUAACCUUAAGAUCCGCAACCGGGGCUCAGUUUAUCCAAAUAACGCCUGUUAAGAAAUUUGACCCGAUGUUUUCGGAGAUGAGAAGAGCCGCCGGCCCCGGGGAGCUGCAGCAGCUCACAGCCCGAGAAGAGACGUGUCCGCCGGGUCAAGCUGCUCCGUCAGCCCCGGGAGAGAAACUCUCUCCUGGGACGCAGCUCUGUUGAGAAUCACGCUGGCUGAAAUAAAUCAUUUAGGAAGAUGUUGGUUUAAUAGAUGAAAUCUAACAGUUGUAGCUACGCCUGUUAAGAAAUUUGCUCCGAAAUUUAGAGAUUUCUGUCUGCCGGCUCCGGAGUUUAGGUCCGCGUUAAAUAGACGCAGCCUAUUGGCGUAGCUUACGUAACCUACGGCGUCGCUUACGUAACCUACGGUGUCGCUUACGUAGGUUACGUAACCAUAUUCCGGCGCGAUCUAAGCGAACAACGGACAAAAAAGGGAUGAUGUACAUUCACUGAGUGAAUAUUAUGGAAGUAAAAUAUUGGUUUGCGCCGAGAAAUGUAAUCAAAAUGCAUUUUUAUGCAGAAACUAACUCAAAAUAUUGAUUUUAUUCCCAAAAAAAUAAGAAAUGUCCGCCAUGUUUUUUUUUUUGAUUCAGUCCGCAAAUCACGACGAAAAGCAUUCUGGGAAAUUUUCAUACCCCCUCGCUCGCCAAGUGAGCAUCUACAAACCCUCGAUUUGAAGGGGCUAUUCUCAGCCCCUAGCCCUCGUUAUGCCCCCUCCCCCUAGGUGAAAAGAGGAAUUGGGACACCACUACCCUCACGGGAACGCGCAAAAGUUAGGGUUAGUGAAGAAAACGAGGGCGAGGGGGAGUAUUGGGACGCAGCCUAAAUGAGUUACAGUCUAAGCCAAUGAUGUUACUCUGUUAGUCCUUCCCUGAGCCCAUCCUACCAUACCUUUAUGUUCAGACUAUAAAGACAGCUUGGACACAAGUCUCCCAGACCACCUUCAGAUGCGUCCAGAGCAACCAGACGGUAUGUGUUCAGAACCUGCGUCACCAUUGGCCACACGUAGGCCUGAAUGGUGUCCGUGAAGAGCAUCACCGGGGGACCUGAGAUAUAAACGGAAGAAAUCCCUGGCCAUUUUGAAAAGAUGAAAAAUUCAUAUUUUGAAAAUAAAUGUUUCUUCAGGGCAUUAUCUUCUUCUUCCGGCUCUCGGCGAAGGCGGACGCUUUUUCUGCUCCUCUCCCUUAUCUAUCUGCUCUGCUACUGCUUUUGUCCUGUCUUGUCUUCAGAGCCUCUCAUUUUCACUCCUCCGAAACUCUACAAUCAUGGAAUUGAUUAACUGGUCUCUCAGCACAAUUGACCAAAUUUUUGCGACGAGAAGUCAGGGGGUAAGGGAGCCCUCCUGCCCCGAUAGGACAUUUUUUGCUGGAUACACAAUGGAUUCCUGGAAACAUUGGAAACCGUUGUGUUUGGCUAUUCUGUCUGUCGAGGACGUUGAAGAUGCCUUCAUAAUUGGAUUUAUGAUAGCAGGAUUUCUUCUAAUUGGAGGGGGGGGAUUCCUGGCCUAUCGACAAACGCGUAAGUCGUCGACAGCUGUUUUGGCCCUUUCUGAGCUACCCUACGUUGCUGAAGGAAUGAGCACGGGGAUGAACACUCAAACUUUAACGCUGGGAGAGCAAAGCCGUAAGCUGGAUGCGAUUCUUGAACAGAAUCGCAGGCUGGCGGCGGUCUUUGAGCUCAUUGGCAAGAUGGAGAAAACCUUGGAGAAGUUGGAAGCUCGGCUUGGCGGGAAUUGAUCACAAAUUCGUCUGUUUGGAGUUGCCAUUGAGGAACCAGAGACUUAACGACGGAAAGACAGACGGAAAAUUACUGGAGUCUGCCUGUUUCCUUUCUUUCAAUACAAUUGUUGAUUCUACAAUCUGACCUUGACAGGGCAGCUUGGCCCGCUGCUCCAGUCACAAUCUCCCUGGUGGAAUGUAAACAAGUGGCUCGGCCCCCACUAGCCCUCCCCCUCUCUCAAAAUCAUCUGUGGACUUGUUUUCAGAACUGUACCGGGCCGUCUGAUAACAUCAAGGACAAUGGCUAAGGAGCAGCUCUGGGGCGAAGUUUUCACAGACUUACCGCUCACACACACACACACUUACUUACUGAUAACCAAACACCCCCCCCAUCUUCAACGCCUUCCCUGGCUCCCCUCUUAUCAGCCCCCCUGACACGGUCGCUGGGUUCGAGCGCCACGAAGGCCGCGGCCCUCACUUGGUGUUUUUUUGCACCUUGACACUAGGUAUUAAUAUACAGUGUCAAGAUGCCUUUUUUUCCCUCCUCCUCCAUCCCAGUGUCAACCUUCCUCUAAAAAAUGGCGUCCGUAUUAAUGGUGCCAUCGUUGUGAGUCAAGUUCUCUCGUCUGAUUUAUGUCUGAGUUGGCAAUAAAGCUUUUUCUGAUUCUGAUUCUGAUUAUUUACGGUGGCCGACAAGGGCCAAACGCACUGCAACGGCCUAAUGCGUCUCAGUUAAGGACAACGGCUUCAAGUACAGAAACGAUUCAAAUUCACAAACUUAAAACGAGGUAGAAAAAGAGGAACGUGGAGCAUUAGGCCGUUGCAGUGCGUUUGGCCCUUGUCGGCCACCGUAAUUAUUACCCAGAAACCAUGAGUAACUCUGAAACCGUGAGUACCUACUGUGGUGAAAUCCAGGUGUGUGAAGGACUGAGGCUCCAGAAGUAUUGUGGUUGCCAAUGUUCCAGUGUGACUUGCAGAGUUUUGAAUCAAACCUUUGAAUGUUGUUUCCAUUGAUAAAUCUUUCUAAAAACCUGUUGUGUGUGUCGUGUGUUUGCAGGUUACUGGAUGCAAAUUAAUGCAAACGCAAUUAAACUAUAUUGUGACCAUGAAGAGAGUUGGGU
Molecule: messenger RNA, 6442 nt
Organism: Cololabis saira (Pacific saury)
Lineage: Eukaryota; Metazoa; Chordata; Actinopteri; Beloniformes; Belonidae
Product: cGMP-dependent protein kinase 2
Exons: 20
Coding region: 234-2546 (770 amino acids)
Biological process (GO): protein phosphorylation
Molecular function (GO): cGMP-dependent protein kinase activity; ATP binding
Source: RefSeq, a predicted model, not a curated record